AUGCACACAGAGGAUGAAGAGUACGAGUGCGAGUUCUGCCACGGAGUUUUUGGCUCAAAUCUGGAGCGAAUGCUACACAAGCGCAUGAUACAUCAGGUAGAAGUCACUCAGCAGAUCAUGCAUCAGGCUGAGCUGGACUAUGAACAAGCCCAGGCAGGUGCGACCCAAACAAACGCUGCCGCUGCCGAAACAGAUGUCACGAGUGAAUCAGUGGAGGAGCCAGCCAACUUGGCUCUACCGCGUCUCGGGGCUGUUGUGCCGCCGGUGUCCUCCAGUGACCCCCCAAUGCCAGCCUGGAUGGUCAAUGCCGAUGCACACCCAACCACUCACGCCGAACGACGAAGAGCUGAGCUGCUGGAACAGGAGGUUAUAAUACGGAAAUCUCAGAUCGAACUGCAGGAGAACCGCGAGGUGUUGCGAGAGUUCGCCCAACUGGCAGCUGCGCAUAAUGACAUGAUGGAGGAUCAAGUUUAUAUGCUCGAGGAUAUAAAGGUGGCGGUUAACAAAUCCGUACAAGAAGUGGCGAAUGAUAUCGUCAAGACCACAGCAGUAACCAUUAGCGAAGUGAUGGCAGAAACUACGGCCAAGGCGGCAGCCGCUCUCCAGUUGAAAGACGAGCAAUGUCACGCACAACUUGAAGCUCAAGAGAAGGAACGCGCAGAGCAAAUUGUUGAUAACGACAAGAAGGUAGAACAAGCAGCGGGAGCGGGCGUAGCAGGUAUCGCGGAAGCGCGCGAGAAGGCCAUUGCGGAAAUCAAUCGAGCAAAGACAGAGGCUGUGGCAGAGCUGGGUGAGAUGUUCUCGCGCAUCGAGUUUAUGAUGCAGGUGCUAUUAGACAGACUGCCUAGCAAAAACUACGGCGUAGCACCCGAGGCGUGUGACAUGGAGAGUACGACAGGUGCGGCGCUUAUCAGUUAUCUAGAUCCAGAAAGCCGAUGUAGUACUGAACAGCAAUUUGUACCCUACUACCUCUCACAUUCGACGUUUUCCACCCUCAAGGCCCCUGUGUCCAGAAAACGGGUGCUAGUAGAGAUGUCAGAAGGACUUGCAGAUAUGUAUUUGAAGGCAAUGGCCAUUCCAAAGACAUCCCGGCUGGAUAUAAGGGACUCGGAUUCAGACAACUGAGGGCAAGUACUAACAUCAAGGUCUCAUAUCAAGUCACGAGAAAGAAAUACAUUGGAGCCUACCCUCCAUGAAAACGCAGAUCUACAGUUUCACUGCUGACAGUCGAGAUG
This is a messenger RNA of Sphaeroforma arctica JP610, 1235 nucleotides long. RefSeq lists its product as hypothetical. Bases 1 to 1125 code for a protein of 374 amino acids. NCBI's taxonomy places the organism in Eukaryota, Ichthyosporea, Ichthyophonida. The transcript has 11 exons. The record is from RefSeq and is a predicted model, not a curated record.